Pristis pectinata (smalltooth sawfish) is the source of this 1343-nucleotide messenger RNA. RefSeq names its product proteasome 26S subunit, non-ATPase 9 (gene psmd9). Gene Ontology annotation, molecular function: protein binding. The transcript has 6 exons. The coding region runs from base 12 to 638 and encodes 208 amino acids. Gene Ontology annotation, biological process: proteasome regulatory particle assembly. NCBI's taxonomy places the organism in Eukaryota, Metazoa, Chordata, Chondrichthyes, Rhinopristiformes, Pristidae. Gene Ontology annotation, cellular component: cytoplasm; nucleus. The record is from RefSeq and is a predicted model, not a curated record.
CGGCAGGGAAGAUGUCGGACGAGCAGUCGCAGAGUACCGCAAUGGAAGAGGUGCAGCAGCUGGUGAAAAAGAAAGAUGCCAUCGAGGCGCAGAUCAAAGCUUACUAUGACAUCCUAGAGGGGCAAAGCCAAGCUGGAAUGGAUGAGCCAUUAGUUGAUGUUGAGGGAUACCCAAGAUCAGAUAUUGAUGUUUACCAAGUUCGAACAGCUCGACAUAAUAUCAUUUGUCUACAAAAUGAUCAUAAAGCCUUGAUGAAACAGAUUGAAGAAGCACUGCACCAGCUGCAUGCACGUGACAGGGAAAAACAUAGACUAGAUGAGGCAGAGGUACAUCAAGAAACAAUGGAACAGGAAAGUCGAGUAUUACCUGCUUUUGCCAAAGUAGGUACUGUUAGUCCAGGUUCACCAGCCAGUAUAUCAGGUUUACAGGUUGGUGAUGAAAUUAUAGAAUUCGGUUCUGUAAGUACACAGAACUUCCAGAAUUUGCAAAAUAUUGCCAAGGUCGUCCAACAUAGUGAAGGGAAACCCAUAAGCAUAACAGUUACUCGAAAUGGACAGAAUGUACAUCUCAGCCUCACACCUCAGCGAUGGAGUGGAAGAGGAUUGUUGGGAUGCAAUAUUGUCCCUUUGCAGAAAUGAAUAUCGUUGAUUCCCAUAGAAAAAUUCUUCAACUGCAAAUUGCUUAUUAUAGUACUCUAUUAUGAAAAUUGGAGCAAAGUUGGACCUUGAAACAUUAGAACAACUACUUCUGUUACAGGUUUUGAAUAUGUCCAAUUUGAAUUUGAAGAAGACUUUUUUAUUUGAAUCUUGUAUAUCCUUAGUUUAUUGUAUGUGUUUUUUUCAUACAUUGUUAUUUUUCAGCUUUAAUUUUAAAUCCUUUCAUAGUUUUCUGUCACCAUUUCAUUCUUCAGCUGAACUGGCAUUAGGGAUGUGGUUUAUUAUUCUUGGACACUUGGCAUAAAGUGAUUGAAAAGCUAAAUGGAAUUCUCCUGUUUAAUAUUACUCCACUUUCAACCCAACAGGAGGAAAAGGCAAUUUCUAAUUCAAGUCCAGGGUGAUUUUAAGCUCAUCACAUAAUGGGGUGUUGAGUUAAAGUAUUUUGGUAAUUUAUGGGAGUUGAUGAGGAUCUGUUCCUGCUUUGAUGAAUUAAAUUAAAAUUUAAUGUACAAUUAUUAUUCACACACAUAUUACACACUUAUCUUUAAUAAUGAAAUUGCUGUAUCUUUUUAAAGAAAAUGGCAAUAUUUAGUUUUUGGAAUUUGAAAUGUGUUAAGCAUCACAAAUGUUUGAUGUGACUGGUUUUUGUUAUACUGAUUAAAUUUAUUGAUCUUUACACUUCAAAAA